Molecule: messenger RNA, 2307 nt
Organism: Syngnathus typhle (broad-nosed pipefish)
Lineage: Eukaryota; Metazoa; Chordata; Actinopteri; Syngnathiformes; Syngnathidae
Gene: slc17a7a
Product: solute carrier family 17 member 7a
Exons: 13
Coding region: 40-1797 (585 amino acids)
Biological process (GO): synaptic transmission, glutamatergic; regulation of synapse structure or activity; transmembrane transport
Cellular component (GO): synaptic vesicle membrane; excitatory synapse
Molecular function (GO): neurotransmitter transmembrane transporter activity; L-glutamate transmembrane transporter activity
Source: RefSeq, a predicted model, not a curated record
CGUGAGAGGAGCACACGGGCCGGCUGAGCAGCAAGAAGGAUGGAGGUCCGACCUGACAGAUUCAAAGCGGUCGCGGCCAAAACUCUCGGCAGAAUUAACAGGUUGAUUGACAAGCAGCAGCUCAAUGGAGAAACCAUCGAGCUGUCCGCCGAGGGCCGUCCCGAGCUGGUUCAGGAGAAGGAGCUGCCGGUGGUGGACUGCACCUGCUUCGGCUUACCCAGACGCUACAUCAUCGCCAUCUUGUCCGGCCUGGGCUUCUGCAUCUCUUUCGGCAUCCGCUGCAAUCUGGGCGUGGCCAUUGUGAGCAUGGUCAACGACCACACCGUCUACAAAGGCAACAAGGAAGUGCUCGUGGCUGCGCAGUUCACUUGGGAUCCAGAGACGGUGGGCAUGAUCCACGGCUCCUUCUUCUGGGGCUACAUUGUCACGCAGAUCCCCGGAGGUUUUAUAUGUCAGAAAUUUGCAGCCAACAGAGUGUUCGGCUUUGCCAUCGUGGCCACGUCCACCCUCAACAUGCUGAUCCCAUCUGCCGCUCGCUGCCAUUACAGCUGCGUCAUACUGGUCAGAAUAUGUCAAGGCCUUGUUGAGGGCGUGUCGUACCCGGCUUGCCACGGCAUUUGGGCGAAGUGGGCUCCUCCGCUGGAGAGAAGUCGAUUAGCCACCACGGCCUUUUGCGGAUCGUACGCCGGGGCUGUCGUGGCCAUGCCUUUAGCUGGGAUACUGGUGCAAUACACUGGGUGGCCUUCUGUAUUCUACGUCUAUGGCAGCUUUGGAAUAUUCUGGUACUUGUUCUGGGUCCUGGUGUCCUACGAGAGUCCAGCUGCCCAUCCCACCAUCACACCAGAGGAGAGGAAGUACAUCGAAGAAGCCAUUGGAGAGUCGGCGUCGUUUCUCAACCCACUUCACAAAUUUAAGACGCCCUGGAGACAUUUCUUCACCUCCAUGCCUGUCUACGCCAUCAUUGUGGCCAACUUCUGCAGGAGCUGGACCUUCUACCUGCUCCUCAUUAGCCAGCCGGCCUACUUCGAAGAAGUCUUUGGCUUUGAGAUCAGCAAGGUGGGCAUGGUGUCAGCUUUGCCCCAUCUAGUAAUGACCAUCAUCGUUCCAGUGGGAGGCCAGCUGGCGGACUACCUUCGAACCCACAACCUGAUGACCACCACCAACGUCAGGAAACUCAUGAACUGUGGAGGUUUUGGUAUGGAGGCCACCCUCCUACUAGUGGUGGGAUAUUCUCACACAAAAGGCAUCGCCAUCUCCUUCCUGGUGCUUGCCGUUGGCUUUAGCGGCUUUGCUAUCUCAGGUUUUAACGUCAAUCACUUGGACAUUGCUCCUCGAUACGCCAGCAUAUUGAUGGGCAUUUCAAACGGGGUGGGAACAUUGUCCGGAAUGGUGUGUCCUCUUAUCGUGGGAGCCAUGACCAAACAUAAGACACGCGACGAGUGGCAGUACGUCUUCCUUAUAGCGUCGCUGGUUCACUAUGGAGGAGUUGUUUUCUACGGACUCUUUGCAUCUGGAGAAAAGCAACCCUGGGCCGACAUCGAAGACACCAGCCAGGAGAAGUGCGGCAUCAUGGACGAAGACGAGCUGGCCAACGAGACGGAGGAGCUCUACCGCACCGGCGCCGGCCAAUACGGGGCCAUGAGCCAACAGCAGGUGGUCGGUUCAAACGGAGGAGGCGGGGCCGCAGGAGGCGGGGCCGGAUGGGUGUCGGACUGGGAUAAAUCGGAAGAGUACGUGCAGCCGCCUGGACGCAACUCGUACAAGUGCAGCGGAGUCGAGGAGCUGAAGGUGACGUAGAAAAGAGACGGACCUAAUACGAGCGUGUACCAAACUUGACAAAGAGCCGGAAAAGGAAGGGAAGAAAGAUUUUUUGACAAUAUACAUAAACACCUACACGAUUCAUAUGCUCAGCUCAUCCUCCCUGACGCACAGCUCGCUGCCAUUGGUCCAUUUCUCUCUCGACCAGGAAGUACGGCAACAUCUCCCUUGUGUUGUAUUUUGAGUCUAAUGUUUAAGCUGCACUAUUUUUUUUUUCUCCAGGGAGCGCAUGUAGAGGUUUGAAAUAAGAAUAAUAUUCAUGGUGGACCCCCCCGCCCCUCCAUGAAAUCAAUACAUAUUUGCCAUGUGGAGUCUAGAUGAAGCUCACCUGUGUCUGACCUAACUAGGUCAUGCCUAUCUAGUCUCACGGGUCACUCAUACGAUGAGUAAUCAGCCGACACUCGGGACUCUUUAUUUGAUGUGGGGACAAGCACAGAGUGUUGUCAACUGUUUUGUCAUCGAAUGUGCAAAAUUGUCCAAACACAAUGU